Molecule: messenger RNA, 6541 nt
Organism: Brassica rapa (field mustard)
Lineage: Eukaryota; Viridiplantae; Streptophyta; Magnoliopsida; Brassicales; Brassicaceae
Product: E3 ubiquitin-protein ligase SINA-like 4
Molecular function (GO): zinc ion binding
Source: RefSeq, a predicted model, not a curated record
AAUGACGUUUUUAAUUUUUUUUUAGAAUGUAAACAUUUAAUUGAUUUCAAAUGAAAUAAUGGUGCAUGAGACGCAUUUAUAAAUAGCUAUUUACAUUUAUUUAUUUCGUACAUUAUUUUGAGAGAACUUCAGAUAAAAAAGUAUGUUUCAAUUUAAGUGAUUUAAGAUACUUAAUAUAAAAAGAUUUAUGAAAUGGGUUGAACGAAGAUAAAUUUUGGUAAUUUCUAGAGUAACUAAGCAAAUCUUUUUAAUCUACCAUAAUAGCAUACUGUCCUUUAGACAAGGUGAGAUCUAGAGAUCGAGAAAGAGCGUGGAAGUUCACAAACGGACGGUGGGCUGUCAGAACCUUACCAAUAUGAUAUACAUAAAUAUCAUAAAGAGGCGAUUACAAAAUUGAUAUUACAUGAUUUGGAUGAUCCUCGUCUCAAUAUUUUAGAUUAUCCCUGUUAGGUACAAGAUUUGUUUAAAAUGUGCACUAAACUACGAGCACAAACAUCUAUCACGAAAAAAGAUUAAUCAUGAGAAAUGAGAAUCAUCAAAAAAAAAAUUAAAAAUCAAAUCGAAGCGGAAGAAAAACAAAUUAAAGAACUGAACGUCAAUGAUCCCAUACAAUGUUAGUUUAACUCUAUAUAAUUAUAACAUAACUCAUACUUAAAAUUUUAAAUGGUUUCAAACUGAGCCAACAAAAUGCAAAUGUUUUUUUUUAAACAUAUUACUAAAGAAAUUAAAACUGUGAACGAAUCCUAAAAUGGUCUAGCUAAAGUAUGAAUGUUUAUAUGUUUAGUUUUGAUCACUUUUCAGUUUUUAUUUAUUAACAAGAACUACUAAGAUCAUUAUUUUUGACAUCUUAUAAAAAAUUUAGCAAGAAUAUAAAAAUUUAAGUGUAUCGUUCUAUUUCUAAUUUAGCUGUUUAAAGUAGCUUCAUAUAUUUACUGGUUUUUAAAAAGAUCUUACUGUAUUCUUUAUUCCAAACUUAAUGAUGUUUUAGAAUAGCGCACAAUAAUUAAAUUAUUAUUAUUUACUUAAACAUAUCAUUAAAAUAGAAACUAAAAAUUGUUGACCAAUUUAUAGAAUACACUACAAAAUGUUAUAAACUAUACAGUUUUUGAUAUACUUAAAAGACAUAUAGGAAUAUGAAAACAUCUUACAUUUUGAAAAUCAAAAUCUUUCUUAAACAUCAUACAUUUCAAAACAGAAUGAGUAACUUUGAAAAAUCUACUAUAUUAAAUAUAAACGCUUAAAAUGUUUAAACUCACCAAAACAUUUUUUUUCAAUAAAAGGACUUAAACACUAAAACAUUGGCAGGACUAUUUAAAAAUCUAGCGCUCUCUUGAAAAGCGGCACUCUAUCAGUUGGAAAAACCAAUAAGAUUAAUACUGUAGAAGGUUAUGACUUAAGUCCCCUGUCACUCUGUCAGUUGGAACGCCAAAUAGCAAAAUUGUAAACACACGAGACGACUCUUCGGGACUCUGGUCCUAAUUCGAAAACACACCCAUGAAAAUGAAACUUGGAAGAAUUAGCGUUUGGGAUCACUGAUAAAUAAGGAGCUCCAUCAGUAGCUGACAUAGAGAGAUGUCAACAUCGCCGAGGCGUGACGACGGAAGAAGAGCUAGCGACAGAGGCUCCUCGAAGAAGCAACGGCUUCCUCAUGUUUCUGGAAACGAAUCCUCGGACGACUCAAGUUCCGCUGAAGAAGAUGACGUAGGAUCUCAAAAUGGCUCAACCGAGAGCUGUGAAAGAGUGCUACUUGUGCUGAGUGACGAUAGCGAUUCUGAUGAGGAGAUAAGGCUUACGGAUAUUCUUCGAUCAAGAAGACCACAGAGGCUUUCACCACCCAAAUCCAUGACGCUGCCGAACUCGGAUGUUCUUGAUUGCCCCUGUUGCUUCGAGCCAUUGAAGAGGCCUGUCUUUCAGUGUAAUAAUGGGCAUCUAGCUUGUUAUUCAUGCUGCACCAAACUGAAGAAGAAAUGCUCAUUGUGCGCAAUGCCCAUUGGGGACACUCGAUGCAGACCCAUAGAGAAGGUCAUAAAAACAUGCUUAGUCGCAUGUUCAAAUGCGAAAUACGGGUGUAAACAGAGCACUAGAUAUGACAAAGUAGCAAACCAUGAGAAGCUGUGUGUUUUCGCCCCAUGUUCAUGUCCUGUACGAAACUGUAACUACGUCGGUUCCUACAAGAAUCUCAACAACCACUUUCGUGCUACACACAAACGGAUUCCCGGUGAAAUCAUGUCGUUUGUGUUCAAUAGUCCUAAACUAUUUGGCCUGGAUCAUAAUGAUGAUCAGGUUAUUUUUCAGGAAGAGAAAGAAGGUGAUCUUGUUGUAGUUAAAGGUUUCAAGAGAUCCGAUGGUGUGUAUGUGACUGUGAGACGUAUUGCACCUAUAGUUAAAGAAAUUCCCAAACUCUCCUGCAGUAUAGCCAGACUCAAAGCGCAUAGCACACUACGUCUUGGAUUCCAGGUGGAGAAUGUUCAGAAAGUGGGAGAGCAGCAAGUGCAGCCUGAAGAUAAUUUCAUGUUGAUUCCAUCUCAUAUGUCGGGUUGUUGCCAUUGCAUGAAGAUGCAGAUUUGUAUCGGCAACGAAGAUGAUUAUACUCGUAUCUGAGAUACAUUUUGGUCUGUAGUAGUAGGUGACGUUUCUAAUAUAGUUUGUUGUAGGGAGGUGCAGGUCUUUGGAUUUUGAAACCUUCUUCUUUUGUCUGAUUGUCAUGUCCGUAUAGUUUUGUGCAUUGAACUUGCAGUGUAUAAUUUUAUCAAAUGUUUUUUUUCGCCCAAAUAAUAACUUUACACGUCUGGCUGGCGAUUCACGAAAACACAUUGUUUGGCUAGAUACUGUAUUCAAAUUUUACGUCAGCACUCGAGUGUCUUCAUUGAUGUUAUGUUCUAUGUAGUAACAAAGUCACUUUACACUCAACUUGAUGCGAAAGGUAUCCAAAUUGCUGUUUAAGAAUGUCCCUAUCACAUUGUAAGUUUUAUACAUAAGAGACAUUCAGCAGAUGGCUAACCCUACUUUCUGAUAUGCAUUCAAUAAUAAUUUUUUUUUUGCUAAAAAAUAUGCAUUCAAAAUGUUACGAGAAGCAAACCAUGAAGUUUAUAAGAGCAGCAUUAACGCAAAGAAAGAGAAAACUGGGUUUUUAUUAUUAUUAUUUUUUUUUGUCCGAUUUAAAAAAAAAAAAUUUUAAAAUGGACCAAUCGCAGGCCGCUACGUUUCAGUGGGGCCCGCGAACAGUACAGAAACUUUACCACACUCGCCUCUUGCAGAAGAGGAAGAAAGGGUGGGUUUUAACUUUUUGGUGGAUCCCAUAGCUCUUAAAACUCUUUAAAAUCCUGCGUUAAUGCUGCUCUAAGGCCAUCCGUAGUGAUAAUCCCUACACAAAAUUUUAACAUAAGAAAAUAUUAAAAAGACAAAAAGUAGGAAAGAAAUGAUGGAAAAAGGAAUAAUCGAUUGUUUCAGUAGAGACUUUAGAUAAAACUUAAGAGACUAACUACACAUGUCAGCGGUUUAACUGAUACACAUAUUUCUUUUAUGAUUAAGUUUUAAUUAUAAAACUAAAUUACUAUAAAUAUUUAUAUAAUAACAUCUAGAUACUCUUUGUGAGAGACUAAUCACUAAUGAUGCUCUAAAUAUUCCAUGUUUUACUACUUUUAAUCGACAAAUGGUUUGUGUACCAGAAAAGGUUAAACUUUCUUUUAUUCUUACAAUUAUAGACGAUGAUGAGGUGACACCGGAUGACGCACGGACGAUCAUUCCUAUGCAUAUGAUUAUUUGAUACUACAUCAGACAAUUCAUCAAGGUACAAAAGAGAACUUUAUUUUCUGAUCAUCGGUAUUAACUUUGAGAUGUGAUUAAGUUUUUGUGUGUCUUAGGCCAUAAGCAAUAUCAGAAGCUUGGAGAGCAAUGAAAUGCCAAAACAAGGCAGAUAAAAGAGAGAAUGAAACCAUUUACAUAACCCAUAUAAGCAAAAAAUCUCUUGACUAAUAAGAUUCAGAAAGCAAGAAAAAUUAAAAAAAAAUUAAAACAAAAUGAAUAAUAACUUGAUCUCUACAUCAAAACAUCAUUGUGGUCGACCACGAAAAAUCCAUCAGCACAAGACUUGGCCUUCUCCGUGUCCAGACCAACUUUGAGAUCUGACAUCAUCGUCUCAAGGCUCUUGAUGCGUUCCUCUUGUUGCUGGAUUCGAGACGCAUUAACAUCAUCUGAUAUCAUUAGCUCAAGAUUAUUCACUCGUUCCUCAAGUUUUUUAAUCCGAGACGCGUCAGUAUCUGACUCCUCCUUCUCCAAGGAAAUCUCUUUAGAUUUGAACUCUAAACAAUUCUUCACGAAACCAGACUCAAUAUUCUGCAAGCGUUGUUUGAUCCGAGACACCUCUAGGUCUUUUCCAUCAGUAGCUUCUAAAAUGUCAAUGUAGACUUGAAUGAUGAGUCUGUCCUUCUCCAGAAACCCUUUUGUUGGUAUUUUUCAAGAGGCAAGAACUUUCGUUGCCCCCAGGAUGGAUUCUCAGCACAGAAAAGGUGUCCACCAAGCCCUGUGAAGCAUUUUUUUAAAAGAAGAUUUUUCUUCACAAAUCACAUGUAUUAUGUUAUAGUUGCUAACUACACCUAAACUCAAACAUAAAUUUGGACUAGGUCACUAGCACGUAACUCUCUCUCUCUUUAGAUAUAAUCCAUUUCUCUUUGGAACCGAUCGAUAAGUGUGCUCUCUAGUGCAUAAACGUUUGUAAGUUCAAAACACAAAACAACAAUUAAACAAAAAAAAAACACUUAUUACUUGAUGAUCUGUAGAGCUCUUUGUGGCAUUGAUUCACCACGAUAAAAUAGUAAUUAAUACUUCUUUUCCAUCCACUUUGCAAUAAUUGAGUAUUUGCAACGCUCAGGUACAAAGACAAGUGAUCAUCACAGAGACUAUCUCCCUUUGGAUAAAGAAUGUUUACUUUUUAGGGAGUGAAAUUCUUGCUCUUCCUCUCAUAUGCUUUACCUUGUUUUUAUUAUUUUUGCCAAGGUAAACCAUAGUAUGAAACAACCGAUUGUAAUAAUUUACAAACUCUACCCAUUUUAAUGGAAUUCACAUUUUGGCAAAAAAAGAGUGUAUUGAAUGCAUAAAUCAGAGAGAUGAUCCAAGCUUGAUCUAGAAAUUGGCUGAAUAGUGACAGGUUCGGAAUAUACAUGUUCUUUAGGAUAAGUUGCGUUAAGUUCUUACAAAUCAAAGCAGAAUACUCAGAGGAGAGCAUAUGAUCCCGUGAUUCCAGUUGAUUGUUAGAGAAAGCGCAUGUGGUGUUGAUAUCUCUGUUCCAUUUGACCACACAAUGUGAAGUUGAUAGCCGAGUGAGGACUGCAACCGAAGGGAGAAAAAGAGUAUUUCGGAGUUGAAUGGGAAAUGAAAGUUCUCUUCGAAUAAUUUCCACCUGAUCCAUUUGCAUUCGAAGAGAACUUUCAUUUUUAGCCUGAAAUUAUUCUCCAUAAGUCAAUAAAUUCUCUGCUGGGAUGUGUUUUGAUCCACAUAUAUCAAAAAUCCCCUUAAGUUCAUUCAGUUGUUUUUUUCUUUUUGAAUUACCAAGAGGUUUUGUGUUUGGUUCACUAAUGGACCAAACACAAAACAUAAGUGACUAGAAAGAAGAAAACUAAAUCACUGCUUCUCAGCUUUGUAACUAGACCCACGAACAUUAUCAGAAAACAUAGUAGCGAGGAGUCUGAUUUUGGGGUCGUCGGCUUUCGACUCUUUACACGGGCUUUUGUUUUUUGAUUAAACAAAACAUUUUCCUAUUAAUAAUUUUUAAUGGCAAUUAAUAAAAUGAAGUUGGGGGUUUUUCGUACUUUCGUUUGCCCUAUGAAUUAGUCUAGUAAUUACAAAAUUUUAAGAAUUAGUCUAGUAAUUACAUGUAAGAUUUGAGUCAUUAUAAGUAAUUUCUCUAUAUUAUAUGCGGAUAAUUGAUACGAAACACUUUAAAUUCAUGUGAAUGUCUACAAUAAUGAGGUUAUAGUUUCGUUUAUUGAUUAUAUAGAUAAUCAAUUUAGCUGACAAAUAUGUUCCGUCACUUUCUUUUAUCUGAUAGAAAUCAGUUAUAAUAACUCUCAUUUACAGGUCCAUAAGCGAGAAUAUCAAUAGUGAUUUCUUAUGAUUAGGAAUCAGAUGCAUUUCAAACUACAAAUCCCUUAACUAGAGGUUAUACAUAUAUAGACAAUGUACCAAAAUUUGUAGUAAAAUAUAUUACACUGACGCAUAAUAAUAUAAAUAAUGCAGGGAAAGUACGCACCCGAAGUACUUCACAUUCUUAAGACACGUGAAAUCAUGCAUGCAUGGAUUUCAACUUAAACAAAUAAAAUAUCUUCUGACGAAAAAAAAACAAAUAAAAUAUCUUCUAAGAUAUAGUGCAUGCACGCUUCACAGUUCACACCGUUCUAUUGCUUUCUUUAUUUCUUAACAAUGUUUACUUUUUCUCAUAAAUGAUUUUUCACACCUUCUUGCGAGACAAUCUCAAUAUGAUUAGAGUAAGAAAUGUACAUGUAAGAAAGCCGUGAUCAAUGAAAUCGGUUGAUAAUAAAAAAAA